This is a messenger RNA of Solanum tuberosum (potato), 2268 nucleotides long. Its product is annotated as luminal-binding protein 5. Gene Ontology annotation, molecular function: ATP-dependent protein folding chaperone; ATP binding. Bases 118 to 2127 code for a protein of 669 amino acids. The transcript is spliced from 7 exons. The record is from RefSeq and is a predicted model, not a curated record. NCBI's taxonomy places the organism in Eukaryota, Viridiplantae, Streptophyta, Magnoliopsida, Solanales, Solanaceae.
AACUUCUUCUAUUGGAGAGAACACUCUAGUUUUAUGUCAUCAAACUAAAAAUUCACUCACAACUCUCAACUUUAAAUAGCCUCAAUAAUCAAGUAUUCAUCAAUCAAGGGAGAAUUAAUGAGAAUGAGACGUUCAAAGGAUUUCAAGAACUUAGCAUUCUUGAUUUUGCUUCUUUUUGCUUCAGAGUUUUGCUUAGGAGUAACAGUAGCUGCUGAGAAAAAACAGAAACAGAAUCUUGGAACAGUGAUUGGAAUUGAUCUAGGGACAACAUAUUCUUGUGUGGGUGUAUACAAAGGUGAGAACAAUGUCGAGAUCAUAGCGAACGACCAAGGAAACAGAAUCACCCCUUCAUGGGUUGCAUUCACUGAUACAGAGAGAUUAAUUGGAGAAGCUGCAAAGAAUCAAGCAGCUCUUAACCCCGAACGUACUAUAUAUGAUGUUAAAAGGCUUAUUGGAAGGAAGUUUGAUGAUCCAGAAGUUCAAAAAAUUAUAAAAAUGUUACCUUUUAAUAUUGUGAACAAAGAUGGCAAGCCUUAUGUAGAAGUGAAGAUUAAAGAGGGCGACGUUAAAGUGUUUAGCCCAGAGGAAAUUAGUGCUAUGAUUUUGCAGAAAAUGAAGGAAACAGCUGAGGCAUAUCUAGGGAAAUCAAUUAAGCACGCUGUCAUCACCGUUCCAGCUUAUUUUAAUGAUGCACAAAGGCAAGCAACCAAGGAUGCUGGUACCAUAGCAGGGCUGAAUGUAGUUAGGAUAAUAAACGAGCCGACUGCGGCUGCUAUAGCCUAUGGAUUGGAUAAGAAAGGGAAAGAACAGAACAUUUUGGUGUAUGAUCUUGGUGGUGGCACAUUUGAUGUUAGCAUACUUAGCAUUGAUAAUGGUGUUUUUGAGGUCCUAGCAACAAAUGGUAACACUCACUUAGGAGGAGAGGACUUCGAUCACAAACUAAUGGACUAUUUCAUCAAGUUGAUCAAGAGGAAAUAUAGCAAGGAUAUUAGUAAUGACAAGAAAGCUCUUGGAAAGCUUAGAAGAGAAUGUGAGAGAGCGAAGAGGGCCUUAAGUAACCAGCACCAAGUACGUAUCGAGAUCGAGUCUCUUUUCGAUGGUAUUGACUUCUCCGAGCCAUUAACAAGGGCGAGAUUCGAGGAGUUGAACAUGGAUUUGUUCAAGAAGACAAUGGGUCCAGUCAAGAAGGCAUUAGAGGAUGCAAACUUGAAGAAGACGGAUAUUGAUGAACUCGUGCUCGUUGGUGGGAGUACUCGAAUUCCAAAGGUGCAACAGCUCUUGAAGGAUUUCUUUGAUGGGAAAGAACCUAACAAGGGUGUUAAUCCUGACGAAGCUGUAGCUUACGGAGCAGCAAUACAAGGAGCAAUCCUUGGUGGAGAAGGAGGGGAAGAGACCAAAGAUCUUUUGUUGCUUGAUGUGACUCCUCUAAGUCUGGGAAUUGAGACAGUUGGUGGGGUUAUGACAAAGUUGAUUCCAAGAAACAGUAGGAUACCUGUCAAGAAAACCCAAGUUUUCACCACCUAUCAAGACCAACAAACAUCUGUAACAAUUAAGGUAUAUGAAGGUGAAAGGAGCUUAACGAAGGAUUGUCGUGAACUUGGAAGCUUUGACUUGUCUGGUAUACCGCCUGCUCCAAGGGGAGUGCCACAAAUUGAGGUGACUUUUCAGGUUGAUGAGAAUGGAAUUCUACAUGUAACAGCACAAGACAAAGCAGCUAAGAAAUCGAAAUCUAUUACCAUCACUAGUGACAAGUCGCGUCUAAGCCAGGAAGAAAUCGAUAGAAUGUUGAAGGAGGCGGAGGAGUUUGCAGAGGAAGACAGAAAGGUAAAGGAGAAGGUGGAUGCUCAGAACAAGCUUGAAACAUACAUUUACAACAUGAAGAACACAAUCAACGACAAGCUCGCAGAGAAGAUUGAUUCUGAUGACAAAAAGAAGAUAGAGAACGCUCUUAAGGAAGCUACAGAGUGGUUGGAUGAUAAUCAAAACGCGGAGAAAGAAGACUAUGAUGAGAAGAUGAAAGACUUGGAAGAUGUAUGCAAUCCUGUCAUAAAGAAGGUCUAUGAGAAGAGUGGUGCAAGUUCUGCAAAUUCAGGAGAUGAGGAAGAGGAGGCUUAUGAUGAAUUAUAGAGCGAACACACUAUAUUUGUAUUUUUGCAUUCAUGAGUAGCUUUCUUUUUUUCUUUUUUCAUUUUUUGUUUUUUGUUUAUCCUUUAAGAUUGUAGAAUAAACUUGGCCAUUUAAUUUGACUCUUUACUAGUUUUAGUUUCA